AACGUUUGCACUUUAGCCAGGGGCACUUUCGUUAUUCUAAACAAAUCUGCUACCCCUGCUGUCUCCUUUAUAAGUCUCCCUGCUCCACAUUUCUCAUCCCUCAUUUCGCGUUGUUGUUAAGCUUCAUUCUCCUCUCUCUCUCAAGUGUGGUGAUCAUAAGAAUCCACAGCCAGGAAAAUGGGGCUGACAUUCACAAAGCUGUUCAGCCGGCUUUUUGCCAAGAAAGAGAUGCGUAUCCUUAUGGUUGGUCUUGAUGCUGCUGGUAAGACUACCAUCUUGUACAAACUCAAGCUUGGAGAGAUUGUGACUACAAUUCCUACAAUUGGGUUUAAUGUGGAGACUGUGGAAUAUAAGAACAUUAGCUUCACUGUGUGGGAUGUCGGUGGUCAGGACAAGAUUCGUCCCUUGUGGAGGCACUAUUUCCAGAAUACUCAAGGUCUCAUUUUUGUGGUGGAUAGCAAUGACAGGGACCGAAUUGUUGAGGCAAGGGAUGAACUGCAUAGGAUGUUGAAUGAGGAUGAGCUGCGAGAUGCUGUCUUGCUUGUAUUCGCUAACAAACAGGAUCUUCCAAAUGCAAUGAAUGCUGCUGAGAUUACUGAUAAACUUGGCCUGCACUCUCUCAGACAGCGUCACUGGUACAUCCAAAGCACAUGUGCUACUUCUGGUGAGGGUCUUUAUGAAGGUCUGGAUUGGCUCUCAAACAACAUUGCUAACAAGGCAUGAAGCCAGUAAAUACCUUUUUGCGGACUGGCAGAUCUGGAUGCAGGGGUGAAUAUUAUCUAUUACUAUUUUUUAAAAUUCCUUUUUGCUUGAGACCGUUGGAAUGUUGUUUAGUUAUUUCUGUUUUUAGGACCAUAUGACAAUAUUGUAAUAGAAGAAGAAUGGUUGGUUGGAUACAUAUACUUCCCAGCCUUGAGCUGGGUUUUAGGUGUGUGAUGCUUCUAUCUGUGAUGAAACUGAUUUGGUGUUAACACCCCGUUUCUAAUUUUGUUUUCUUUCA
Molecule: messenger RNA, 1000 nt
Organism: Mangifera indica (mango)
Lineage: Eukaryota; Viridiplantae; Streptophyta; Magnoliopsida; Sapindales; Anacardiaceae
Product: ADP-ribosylation factor 2
Exons: 7
Coding region: 178-723 (181 amino acids)
Biological process (GO): vesicle-mediated transport; intracellular protein transport
Cellular component (GO): cytoplasm
Molecular function (GO): GTPase activity; GTP binding
Source: RefSeq, a predicted model, not a curated record